Serpula lacrymans var. lacrymans S7.9 is the source of this 866-nucleotide messenger RNA. RefSeq lists its product as uncharacterized. The transcript has 4 exons. Gene Ontology annotation, biological process: dephosphorylation. Lineage: Eukaryota; Fungi; Basidiomycota; Agaricomycetes; Boletales; Serpulaceae. The record is from RefSeq and is a predicted model, not a curated record. The annotation marks the transcript as partial. Gene Ontology annotation, molecular function: phosphoprotein phosphatase activity.
AACUAUAGGUAUUAACUUUGGAUUCAGCUGGAAAGGACAGGACAGGAGUAGUGAUAGCUCUGCUAUUAAUGGUACGGUAUUUUUUUCUCUCUGUAUGCCAUAAGUUGAUAUAUCCCGACUUUAGAUUCUGGGCGUCCGCGAUGAAGUCAUCAUUGAAGAUUAUGCUCUGUCGACUAUUGGCUUGAAAUCUGCAAUGCCAAAGUUGGUGGCACAGUUUGAAGCUAAUAAUCAGGCAUAUAAGGACAAUCCUAUAGGGUUGAAGAACUUCCUUGGUGCAUUGUGAGUUUGCAUUGACCAUAACUCAGGCUGGUUUGCUUAUUAACCGCUCAAGCCCUGAGACCAUGGUUGCGACACUGAUGAUGGUGCGAGAAAUAUUUGGCGGAGCAGAGAAUUAUUGCAAGAAGUAUAUGCAACUGGAAAGCGCGGACAUCAACAAAAUUCGCGAGAAUGUGCUCUCGCCGUUCGUUUUCAUCGAGGGCGUGGACAACGUCCGCAGCAUAGACGCUUUUGCUGGAUCUUCCUCUGUCAAUAUCAAAUCAGGCUUGAUCUAUCGCGGUGCCGACACCAUAGGGAUGACAGAUAUUGGGAAAGCAGAGCUUGAUAAACGCGGAGUCGACACUAUCAUCGAUGUUCGCUUACCUGAUGACUCUGAAACAACUGAUUCGACGAUUGCUGAGAUGCUUGAGGUCUACGAAAAGCACCCACUACAAGCUUUUGUCCAAACAUACGCCGAGACACUGCAAACAAAUGGAGAGGGCUUCAAACGUUUAUUCACUCACCUUAGGGACAAUCCUAACAAGCCGGUUCUAGUCCACUGUUCUGCUGGAAAGGACCGGACAGGGUUAGCAAUUGCUCUGCUUCUAAUG